AAGGUGCGCAUCAACUCCCCCUGCGCCCGUUAGCUCCUCUCCCUCACCUAUUUGUUUCAUUUUUUCCCACCGAUUUCGUCACCUUCACUCUCUCGCUUAAAAUACACACACCUCUCUCUCUCUCUCUCUCUCUCUCUCUCUCUCUCUCUCACGCACACACCCCCUGCUCUCCCUCUCUCUGCUUUUGUUUGUGUAUCACUCAUCCGCAGCUUCUGUGUCGCUUUUGAGGUGGUCGGCGCUCUGAAAUCCAGCUUGAAGUUCAAUUCACGAAGAGACUAACACAGACUGCAAGUCUUUUUGAAGGCGGAGACUGUUUUGUUUCUUUGCAGCGAAGCUAGAAGCGAGCGAAUGUGUGCUUGCUUUUGUUUAUCUGAAACUCGAUCACUGUGAAGGAGGUUCGCAGGGACUGUUGUACGGCCAGUCGGAUUUUCCAUUUUCAUUGAAAUUUGAGAGAGAGUCAACGAAGCGUGCUAGCGUGCGUGCGUGCGGGUGGGUUGGUUGGUACGUGCGAGUGCAAGGAUUGUGAUCAGCCCGUGAGACCCGUGAGAAAAUGCCUCACAGAACGACUUACUUCUUCCCCAGGCAAUUCCCGGACCGGGGAUUAGACCCGAGUUCGUGCAAGCAACUAUUGGAUCACGAGCAGAUCAACAAGAAAGUUGCGAGUACGACCAAAGAGACCUUUUACACCGAAAGAGACAGAAGGUGGUUGAAGGACGCGUCCUUCACGGUCACCAAGAAGGACGUCUCAGCUGAACCGCCCGUUCUUUUCACGCGCGACGACAAGUCGAAGCAGCAGCAAUUUGCGGCUUUUUGUGACUGGUUGGUUGAGAGAAAAGGGGAGCGAUCCGGUCACGUGAAGUCGUCGUCGUCGUCGUCGUCCAGGCUGUCAUGUGUCGACGUCGACGACGACCGCGAGCUCUUGCUCCCCAAAGAAGCGGCCGAGCCCGUUAAGGAUCACGGCAUUGACAGGAACUUCGACCGCCAGGUCUCUCUGCCGCGGCUUUCCAGCGAGGGUAGUAGCUAUGCGGGGAGCUUGUUCUCUGGGACGACGACGUUUGAUGGAAACCUCUCCUGCGACAUUGUCAAGGCCUCGACGACGACUUCGCGGCAGGGGGAGGAGGAGGCGGUGGAGGUGGAGAGUAAAGAGAGCUUGGCGCAGAGAGUGAGGGAGAGUCACUAUCUUCAGCUUACUUUCGCUAGGAGGCUCUCUUCUCAGGCUAGUCUUGCCUGCGAGCCUUUGUUCAUGGUUGAGAGUACUGGACCGGUGGCUUCGGAUGCCGAAGCUGUUUCUUACCGUCUCUGGGUUAACGGGUGUUUGUCUUACACGGACAAGAUAUCGGAUGGUUUCUAUAACAUUUUGGGAAUGAAUCCGUAUCUGUGGCUGAUGUGCAAUGAUGAAGAGGAAGGCAGGCGGCUGCCGCCGUUGAUAUCGCUUAAAGCAGUUGACCCCAGCGAAACAUCGAUGGAGGUGGUGCUUGUAGAUAGGCGUGGGGACUCUCGGCUUAAGGAACUUGAAGAUAAAGCACAAGAACUGUAUUGUGCUUCAGAGAAUACCUUAAUGUUGGUGAAGAAGCUAGGCAAACUUGUUGCAAUCUACAUGGGGGGCUCUUUUCCAGUGGAGCAAGGAGAUCCCCACAUACGUUGGAAGGUGGUUAGCAAAAGAAUGAGGGAAUUUCAGAAAUGCAUCGUGCUCCCUAUUGGCAGUCUAUCUAUGGGACUUUGCAGGCAUCGUGCGAUUCUUUUCAAGAAAUUGGCAGACUACAUAGGUUUGCCAUGUCGAAUAGCUCGAGGUUGCAAAUACUGUGUGGCCGAUCAUCGCUCCUCUUGCCUCAUCAAAGUCGAGGGCGACAAGCAGUCCUCAAGGGAAUAUGUAGUUGAUCUAGUUGGGGAACCAGGAAAUGUACAUGGUCCAGAUUCCUCAAUCAAUGGAGGAUUGCUUUCUUCAAUGCCUUCACCAUUUCAAAUUUCCCAUCUAAAAGAAUCCCAACAACCUUGCGGGGAUAUUGCAUCAUCUUGUCAAAUUUUAAACUCAGAGCACAUGUGUGCUCCUACUAAAAAUCCUCUAUACUCAGGUUGUGGGGAAGAAGGUCUGCGAAUAAUGGAAUCAUCUCUGACACCUUUCAAGUUGGAAGGGAAUGCUGAACAUUGCAUACUUAAGAAUCCAAUUUUGCCAUUUGCACAGGGCAAUGUUUCAGAACCUCUAGAUUCUGCUCCUGAGGCAUUGUUUCAUGAAUAUUCUAGGCUUGGUGAAGACAAAGUUGUCAUACAACAAACUUACAAAGAAGAGAUUUUUGUGUCUGGAAGUCCAGAGCAACCACAAGUCAGCCUAUCAAGUCAGCCAAAUCUGAAGGAGGUUGAUAGUAGACUUGAGAAUCAUGGGAGAUUUCCUGAUGUAACCAUUCCAAAAUACUUGAAUCUUGAACCAUCUCUUGCAAUGGACUGGCUUGAGAUAUCAUGGGACGAAUUACAUAUCAAGGAGCGCAUUGGUGCUGGCUCAUUUGGGACCGUGCAUCGUGCUGAAUGGCAUGGAUCGGAUGUAGCAGUCAAGGUUCUUACCAUGCAGGAUUUCCAUGAUGAUCAAUUGAAGGAGUUUCUAAGAGAGGUUGCAAUAAUGAAACGUAUACGGCAUCCAAAUGUGGUUCUCUUCAUGGGUGCGGUCACAAAGCGUCCACAUCUGUCAAUAGUGACAGAAUAUCUGCCCAGAGGUAGUCUAUACCGUCUCAUGCACAGGCCUGCUUCUGGUGAGAUGUUGGAUAAAAGAAGACGGUUACGCAUGGCAUUGGAUGUGGCCAAGGGGAUCAAUUAUCUUCAUUGUCUAAACCCUCCUAUAGUGCACUGGGAUCUUAAAUCUCCAAAUUUAUUGGUGGAUAAAAAUUGGACAAUAAAGGUAUGCGAUUUUGGUUUGUCCAGAUUCAAAGCAAACACUUUCAUAUCAUCAAAGUCUGUUGCCGGAACACCUGAGUGGAUGGCUCCAGAGUUCCUUCGUGGAGAACCCUCAAAUGAAAAGUCUGAUGUUUACAGUUUUGGAGUGAUCCUGUGGGAGCUUGUAACCAUGCAACAGCCUUGGAGUGGACUUGGCCCCGCACAGGUAGUUGGAGCUGUUGCUUUCCAAAAUAGAAGGCUUACUAUCCCGCAGAAUGUCUCCCCAGUCUUGGCUUCCCUUAUGGAAUCUUGCUGGGCCGAUGAUCCUGUUGAGCGCCCAUCUUUUGGUAGUAUAGUUGAAUCUCUAAAGAAGUUACUGAAGUCCCCAGUGCAGUUAAUACAGAUGGGUGAAACGUAAUGUAAAGAGUACUCUCCAUCCAUAGCUUAAAAUUAGGAAAUAUUUUCGAAUUCCCUAAGCUGAUUUGGGGGAGUUAAAUACCCAAACAACCGUGGCUGGCUCAACCUUUUUGGUUGUUGACCCACCAAGCUGAAGCCUAUACAAAAGAUGCAGAGAAAUUUUUUUAGUGGAAGCAGCCUUUGCCUCUGUCGUAUAGCUUAUUUCCCAUAUGGAAUCCCAUGUCUAAAAUUGGGAAUUCACUUGGAUAUGUUUAUCAUUUGACUGGUACUGGCUGCAUUAAGCAUCUUGCUGUCAAUGUAAUCCAACUCGAUGGUUGGGAUGAAGGCAAUGUAAUAUGCCAUAUUUCCUUUGUAAGUGCUUCUUAACCGAAGUUAAAUGUUCGGAUAUCAUAUUAAAUUAUUAUUAGUUGAUGAAAAAUAGUGAAUUUAAUA
Messenger RNA from Corylus avellana, 3711 nucleotides. Its product is annotated as Protein kinase superfamily protein. Gene Ontology annotation, molecular function: ATP binding; protein serine/threonine kinase activity. The record is from RefSeq and is a predicted model, not a curated record. NCBI's taxonomy places the organism in Eukaryota, Viridiplantae, Streptophyta, Magnoliopsida, Fagales, Betulaceae. Gene Ontology annotation, biological process: protein phosphorylation.